UUCCAGCUCUUUUGGGAAGAGUGUCACGAGAUGAACAGGACCCAGCGCCAAUGUCGACUACAAGUUCAUGAGUUAAACUCAACCCUUGAAUCCACAAUAUCGGAGAAAUCCCACCUGGAUCUCUCCCGGAGAACCUGUCUCAGGAAUCUUUCUGAGCUCAACUCUAAUCUAUUCGAUCUUAAACGAAUCAACAGCGAUCACCGUCACCAGUUCUCUGAGAUGGAAACGAAGUACAGAUCUGUCAACGAAACCAAGACUCAAAUCUGUGAAUUGUUGACCAGCAGAAAAGGAGAGCUCACGUGUCCUCAGAACUGGAUCGGAAACGGAGAUCGGUGUUAUUUCAUAUCAUCCUUGGAGAAACCUUAUGAUGGAGCGAGGGAACAUUGUUCAAACUUUGAUGCAAGGCUCCUGGAAAUAAAUUCAAAGGAGGAAGAGGAAUUUGUUUCCAUCUCUGUCGGAGAAGAAUCCAGAACUUACUGGAUUGGAAAAUGUGGUGACGGGAAUGUGGCCUCUUAUGUUCUGUACGCGAUGUUCUAUGGAUCGCCCAACUGCAGUAAGUGUGACUCAUACAGUUACAUUUACAAUUGCAAAAGGAAACACAGAUUCAUCUGCGAGAAAUCGGCAUAUUUAUACCCGGAUAUUCCUGAAGAGAUCCAAGCUCUCUGUCAACAGCCUGUCGGGCCGACUUCAGUCAAGUGACUUCACCCCACUUCUCCCCAUUCAAUCUACCUCACCCUCAGUCCCCUAUCCUUUCAAGCCCACCCACCCUCUCAUCCCUUCCUUCCAACCCUAGUCUCCUCCUCUACUCAUAUCCCCAUUCUCCCUCACUGCUCUACCUC
Messenger RNA from Hypanus sabinus (Atlantic stingray), 839 nucleotides. Its product is annotated as oxidized low-density lipoprotein receptor 1-like. Lineage: Eukaryota; Metazoa; Chordata; Chondrichthyes; Myliobatiformes; Dasyatidae. The record is from RefSeq and is a predicted model, not a curated record. Gene Ontology annotation, cellular component: cell surface. Bases 31 to 699 code for a protein of 222 amino acids. The transcript is spliced from 4 exons. Gene Ontology annotation, molecular function: pattern recognition receptor activity; (1->3)-beta-D-glucan binding. Gene Ontology annotation, biological process: positive regulation of lymphocyte activation; detection of fungus; positive regulation of wound healing.